Cucurbita pepo subsp. pepo (vegetable marrow) is the source of this 512-nucleotide messenger RNA. The record is from RefSeq and is a predicted model, not a curated record. Lineage: Eukaryota; Viridiplantae; Streptophyta; Magnoliopsida; Cucurbitales; Cucurbitaceae.
GUCCAUAAAUUUAAUUGUCGCCGCUCCUCAUCAACAAAUUCUGCACAGAAAACUGGAGAGCUUAAAAAAUGGAGUAUGAUUACGGCGAAGCACAGGAUCCUGUCCCUCUGAGCCUUCCGGUUGGUUUGGUUCUUUUGUUCACAUUUUUGCUCUGCAUGUGUUGUUUUUAUUAUUGUUGCCUUCACUGGGAAAAGCUCCGAUCACUUCUCGGCCACCGCUAUCCUCCCUUUCCGCCGGUAAACACCACCUUCUCGCCGCCCGACAAAAUUUCCCCGCUCCAUACGAAGACAUGGAAGGAGAAUCCGGCGCAGAGCUUGUCGGUUUUGAUGCCCGGCGAUGAGGUUCCGAGGUUUAUAGCAAUGGCAUGUCCGCCGUGUGCGGCGGCGUUGGUGGAGGUUGAAGAACAGAAACCUUAACGGUGUAUUCCGGAUUCUUCUGGAGCUCUGUCUUUAAGUUAGUGCCGUUUUUGUAAUAUAUUUAUUUAUAUUAAUUCUCUUUUUUAAAACAAAUAU